AUGGUCCCUAUCCCUCUAUUCCCUGCUAUUCAUGUAUCUGUCUCAAUGCCUCUAAAACAUUGCUAUUGUAUUUGCUUCUACUCCUUCCCUGGAAAAGUAAACUUGCCUCUCACAUCUCUAAACUUUUCCCUUCUUAAACCUAUGGCCCCUAAUAUUUGACAUUUCCAUCUUGGGAAAAAUACUCUGAUUACCCACCCUAUCCACUCUACAUACUUCUAUCAGGUUGUCCCUCAGCUUCCGACAUCCUAGCAAAUACAAUCCAAGUUUGUCGAACCUCUCCUUACAGCUUAAAACACUCCAAUCCAGGCAACAGACUGGUAAACGUCCCUCUACUCUUUUUCACCCCUCCACUUUUAAUACAGAGGUUUCCUGUAAUAUUGGGUCCCCAGCAUUUGUUAGUAACUUUCGGGUUCUGUUUUCUGCUUAAUUCUCUGUCAAUCUCAGUGACACUCGGGGAGUUCUGGCUGUGAGCCCUUCCAUGUUCUUUAAGCGCUCAGAAUUGCUCUGACCUCUCCUGGUGUUCUCCUUGAUUACCUCCCACCGAUCUGGCACUGAUUUACCGAGCGUAGUUUCUGGUUCACCUACAUUUUAGUAAAACUAGCUCUUUCCUGAUUGACAACUUCUAUUCCUCCCGUUUUUCAUCUUUGCCCUAAGUACCGUAAUUCUAACUAAAUUAUGAUCACUUCCACCAAAGUGCCCCUCAACUGAAAUCCCUUUUAACCAAGUCAGUUUCACUCCCUAAAACUAAGCCUUGAAUCUCCCUCCCCCUCAACUCCAUGCUGGAUUUAAGGAAGUUCUUCUGAAUGAACUUGAUUUUCAUGUUAUCCUCGUUGGAAUUCAGACAGUUGAACUAUUCCAUUCCGUCCCUGUUUGUUCUCAGGAGACUUGCCGACGCAUCCCCUCUACGACUUCCUCCAGGCUGCAGAAAUGACAAUGGCAACACAAACUCUCACAGUGAAGAUACUGUAUUGGUAUUUGCACAGUUCAUCUGUUCCCCUGCCGUGUCAAUCUGCUGCCAACUGUGACUUUGUCGAACGCAAGUUGGCAUCAAUUUAUUUCUAAGACGUUGUAUUUUGUUCAAGUGAAAUGAUUUACUCGGAGUGAAGCGUAACACAUUAAUUUCAAAAGGCGGUAAUUCUGCCAUCAGAGCCAGUUUCUAUUUGUCUCUCCCCGCCCCUUUUGUGGUUUCUGACUGGCGUCGCUAGAGGCGGGACGUUUUAGAGUUUCGUUUUCCUUGUUCUGACGGCUCUGUUUAUGUUGCAAUAAAAGAGAAAAGGUUUCGUUUUUGUACAUAUUAUUCUUCAGCAGGACUAUCACUGUGCAGGUUAAUGAUGAUUCUGGUUAUUAACUUAAUUUUAAAACUUGGCUCUUUGUGAUUGAAAUGAUUUGGAAUUUUAGGGUCGUUUUCAAAUUAUUUUUUGUAUUGCUCAUUCUGUGUUCAUGUCUCUGUUUUAGAGUCACAACAAAACCCCCAGUCUCGGCGAAGCGACAGUUACUUAUCGGGGGAUCUCUUGUUGAAAUUAUAGUGGCAACUUUAUGAAACGUUGUAGCGUUUGAGGAUUUUUUUAAUAUGAAUAUGUGAAGUCGUUACCUCUUGUUAGCGUCAGCCGAAUGAAUGUGGAGUUAAUAUUUUUCUUCUUUUGACAGUUGAAGCGAAGAUUGACAAACAGGAGGCUGGAGGAACACAGCAAGCCAGGCAGCAUCAGGAGGUGGAGAAGUCAAGGUUAGGGGUAUAACCCUUCUUCAGGACUGGGGGCAUUGACCUCAAGAGAGCCCUUCGAAGACAGUCUAUUUGAAACAAAAUGGCAGAGAGAAAUGAUUACCAACCAGAAGACAUUGACUGUUUUUUCUUUCAAUACCAAAGUCAGUGCGAAGGACAACAGUGCCGGUUUCUACAUAGAGAUAGCUGUAAGUUAUCAGCAGAUGUCUGCCUUGUGUGGCAUAAACAAAAGAGGUGCACAAAUAGCGACUGCCCCCAAAAACAUUUGAAUCAAGAGACCCUGAGGAGGUAUUUCUUAUGUGAUCAAGAGAAUUCAAAUGGUAACUGUAAGCGGGAAAACUGCCACAUGUACCAUGAGCGAGUCAGUUACAUCAAUGGAUGUUACCUUUCUGCAAAUAAAGUUCCAGUGUUACCUGAAGAGAGACGAAUUGAAUGUAACACAUUUAUGGAAAAAAACUACUUUGGGACGCAGAUGUCUCUGAAAAGUGCAAUGCAAUUUAUAAUGAUAUCUGUGAAAUUCAUCCAGCAUGCUGUAGGAACCAAGGAACUGUCCAGGGAAAGAGGAACUAAAUACAUUAAAGAGAUACUGCAUACGGUUCUGUUUCUAUGUCAUAUUAACGAUCCUUCUUUUGAACCACGAGACAUAUUUGAAGAAUCAAUGGAAUCUUGGUCGAACAAAGUUCCUGAUGUGUUUGAACAGUACAAAACACAUCUUCCAACGCGACCGCCUUACACAAUUCUGCUUGAAAUAGUGGUUGACUUGGAACAAACAAACAAUGCUGAAUCAGUUUUAAAUUCUCUGUCAAAACUAAAUGAAAAAAUGAUUGUGGAACAAAAUUCCCAAGAAGACAGGAGAUGUGGGAAUGUCUUUAGUUACGUAUCAUCAGUUGUCAGCUACUGUUUCCACCACAACUUGGCUACAAAACAAAAAACAGACAAUUAUUUUGGUGCCUCAGUUUCAUGCUUUGGAAGGCAUCAGAGAGAACUCAUGAUAGACAUAUUGUGUUACCGCACGUGGAAUGAAGAUAUUAGCCUCGCAGUAGGUAUGGCUUCAGAGACAACAAAUGCACAUCACCAACAGGCUAUUCAAUUCCACCCUAUCGUGGUUUCUAAGGCUUACCAAAUGAUGAGUAAUUCUAGAGCCCAGAGGAGAAUGCAUAUAGUAAAUGGCAAACGACAACAAUUCACUCCCAUAUCACCUUGUAGAAAAUGCCUGGAGAUGUUCCCAGCCAUAGGAUAUAAUCUACAACAACAAAACAAUGGCACUGUAUAUUGGCCAUAUGGGAAUUGUGCUGAGGUGGAAUCUUUAAGCAGGCUUCUGAAUGCCCAUGGGUAUAUUUGCAAAAGAACACCUGCUCCUCCAACAGAAAGACUCACCUGGGAAUUUCUUAAACAUAAAAGAAGAGGAAGAAUUAUACACAACUUAAAACUAUUUAAUUUUAAUUUUGGAAAUAAUAUUUUAUUUUACACAUCUGAUGACCUACAAAAUGCAGUUUAAUGAAGUUUGUCUUUUUGUGCAAAUGUUUUUCUGUAGAGUGUGUCUCACAAACUGUAAUGUUGCAGUAAUAAAAUGUUCAGAUGCCUUGAGUGUUCAAUACUAUAUUUUGAGAUACAGAAAACAAAUAGAAAUUCAUGUUUGAAGUUUAUAAUACCAUUUACAUAUAUAUUGGACUUUGGAAUUGUGGAGGUGGGGUCUUUGGAUAUGUUUAAGGUGGGGGGACUAAAUUGUCAUUAGGUAAGGGAAUCAACGAUUAUCAGGGGUGGAUGUGAAUGUGAAAUUCAAAACAUAAAUAGAUCAGCCAUCAUCUUAUUGAACAGCAGAGCAGACUAGUGGGACUGAAUGACGUCUAAUGACUACUGCUCCUAAUUCACAUGUUUGAAUGUAUGUUAAACCUGGAUGGAUUUCUGUGUUACAACAAUUAUCAGCAUUGCAUUUAGUUACAUUUAUUUGAAAGUUGUGUUCAUGGUCAAUAAAUUGUUAAUUUUAAAAAUGUGUAUAAUUUUGUAAAUAAAUGCAAAAUACAUAUUCAACAUUAAUUACCUGAA
This is a messenger RNA of Chiloscyllium plagiosum (whitespotted bambooshark), 3766 nucleotides long. Lineage: Eukaryota; Metazoa; Chordata; Chondrichthyes; Orectolobiformes; Hemiscylliidae. The record is from RefSeq and is a predicted model, not a curated record.